Messenger RNA from Humulus lupulus (European hop), 1882 nucleotides. RefSeq names its product pentatricopeptide repeat-containing protein At1g09220, mitochondrial. The record is from RefSeq and is a predicted model, not a curated record. The transcript has a single exon. Gene Ontology annotation, biological process: RNA modification. Bases 56 to 1534 code for a protein of 492 amino acids. Lineage: Eukaryota; Viridiplantae; Streptophyta; Magnoliopsida; Rosales; Cannabaceae. Gene Ontology annotation, molecular function: RNA binding; protein binding.
UCCCUCAUUUUCCAUCACAUUCACACCAAUUAUACCUUUGCAAAAGCUAUGAGAUAUGUUAUAUGGAUUGAGAUUUGGAAAGAUAUCUCCGUUGUUGUUCUCCAUUAAAGCUCUUUCUUCUUCUUCUUCUUCUUCAACCACAACCAAUCUGCAACGACUGAAUCCCCAACCUCAGAAAUUGGUCACUCUCUUGCAAAAGCACUCAUCAAACCGCCACUUGACUAAACAAGUUCACUCUCACAUUGUCACCUCUCAUCCAAGACUUGCCCAGAACAAUUUUCUUCUUCUCUUCAACAACUUGCUCCGCUGUUACUCCCAUGGAGAUUUCCCACACGAAGCUCUCUCUUUCUACAAAUAUUUCCUUCACUUUUCUUCUCCUUCCUUUGACAGCUUCACUUUCUCUUUCCUUAUUCACGCUUGUUCCAACUUGAACUCCGUUCCCACUGGAUCUCAACUCCAUGCUCUUACUUUCAAGGUGGGGUUUCAGUCCCAUGUCUACGUUCAGACUGCUCUGGUCAAUCUGUAUGUGUCUUGUGGCUUUUUACAUGAAGCCCACCACGUGUUUGAUGAAAUGCGUGAGAAGAAUUCUGUAAUGUGGAAUGUGAUGAUCACUGGUUUGACCAAAUGGGGUGAGUUUAAAGAUGCUCUCUCACUGUUUGAUCGGAUGCCAAGCCGAACUGUUGUCUCGUGGACUGCUGUUAUUGAUGCUUACACUAGAAUGAAUCGCCAUGGCGAAGCUGUGGCACUGUUUCGAAGAAUGGUUUCGGACGAUAACAUUCAGCCUAGUGAAAUAACUCUUCUGGCAAUAAUCCCUGCCGUUUCUAACCUUGGGGCUCUUAAGAUUUGCCAGUCAAUUCAUGCCUAUGGAGAGAAAAGAGGGUUUAAUGCGUCCGACAUAAGGGUGACAAAUUCCAUUCUAGAUUCCUAUUCCAAAUGUGGUUGCAUACAAAGUGCAUCGAGAUUUUUCGAAGGGAUGUCAUCAGGGAGAAAGAAUUUGGUGUCAUGGACAUCAAUGAUAUCUGGGUUUGCAAUGCAUGGGAUGGGAGAAGAAGCUGUUGAGAGUUUUAGAAAGAUGGAGGAAGUUGGUGUUAAGCCAAACCGAGUAACGCUUCUAAGUGUUUUAAACGGUUGCAGCCAUGGAGGAUUGGUCGAGGAAGGGCUCGAGUUCUUUAAGAAGAUGAUUAUGGAGUAUGAAAUCACCCCAAAUAUCAAGCAUUAUGGGUGUAUAAUCGAUAUGCUGGGGAGAACAGGGAGACUAAAAGAAGCCGAAAACAUAGCUUUGGAGGUUCCUAGUGAGAUGGCUAAUGUUGUGAUUUGGAGGACACUCUUGGGAGCUUGUAGCUUUCAUGAUAAUAUUGAGAUUGGUGAAAGAGUGACAAAGAAGAUAAUGGAGAUGGAAAGAGGGUAUGGAGGAGAUUAUGUGCUUAUGUCUAACAUUUUUGCUAGUGUUGGAAGGUACAAGGACUGUGAGGAGUUUAGAAGAUUGUUAGAUGAGAGGAAAGCCUAUAAAGUUCCAGGCCAUAGUUUUGUAUAACCGACAUAUUAAGAAAGGUCCUUCGGCAAAAUGACCUAUUUUUUAAAGUCGUUUUGCAUUCUAGUUUAGUUUUAAUAAUUAUUUGCAAAAUGACAUCUUAUAAUUUAGACAGUUAGUCGAUAAUUUAGACAUAUGGUCGAAAAAUUUAAACAGCCGGUCGAAAAAUUUAGACAGCUGGUCGCAUUUAGACAGAGGUCAUUUUACAAAAUAUUAUCAAAAGUAGGCAAAAGUGCAAAUUUACUUUAAAAAAGAAGUUAUUUUCACAAAUUUCUCUAUUAAGAAAUCGUUUCUCAUGUUUUACAUGUCUCUAAUUCUUUAAAGGAGAAUUCAAAAAUUUUUACUUACAAA